CGCUCCAUUUUCAAUCAAUUAUUUGUGUCAAAUGCGCUGACUUAGUCUCUUUAUUAUCAUUUCUAUUUUGAAUUAUUAAAUAUAUGCUCAGUUAUAGAACGACGAAGCGAGCAGUAUGAUGUGGAUUAUCAGUGUUUUGAGCACUUUGCCGUACCUAAUCACCAUCCUCACAAUAGCAACCUCAAACACAUCAAGUGCGUCAAUCACCUUCCAGUGCUCAUUCCAAAAAGAUUUUACAACCUUCCAUCAUGACUUUCAGUACGUCGAGUUCUAUGAAUGCUUCUUAAAGACUCCAUUUUAUAUCACAACAAGGAACUCGACAGUUGACAUUGUCUAUGGUCGACUAACAAGCCAUGCCAGUGAAAAAUCCAACAAUGACGUCACCGAGCUGUUUAUUAAUCGUAAAACAUUGCAUUUUAUGCCAACGAAUUUUGGAGAAAUUUUCAAAAAUCUGAAAUAUUUGGCAGUCUGGAACAGUCAAUUAGAGGAAAUUAAUCAGCCGGAUUUAAAGCAGUUCCCGAAUUUGGUGUAUUUGUGCCUUAGAUUCAAUAAUUUUGAAUAUCUAGAUGCUGAUUUAUUCAAAUUUAAUCCAAAGUUGGAGUUCGUCAGGCUUUUUGGGAACAAAAUUAAGGAAAUUCACACAACAGCUUUUGAAGGACUGACAAGCUUGAAGACCUUAAAUUUGGAAAGAAAUAUUUGUGUUGAUAAAAUGUUUGUGAAUUCUGAGGAUGAAGUUAAAGAAUUUGUGGAAAAUUUGCCAAAUUUGUGCCAGUUUUCAAAUGAAAUUGCCAAUUUUACUGAAAAUUCGGAAUAAAGUUGUUGAAUUAUUUGAAUUUAA
Molecule: messenger RNA, 838 nt
Organism: Chironomus riparius
Lineage: Eukaryota; Metazoa; Arthropoda; Insecta; Diptera; Chironomidae
Source: the annotation of a GenBank genome assembly